This is a messenger RNA of Leptinotarsa decemlineata (Colorado potato beetle), 3517 nucleotides long. It is a transcript of the gene btz, whose product is annotated as CASC3 exon junction complex subunit. Gene Ontology annotation, biological process: mRNA processing. The record is from RefSeq and is a predicted model, not a curated record. Gene Ontology annotation, cellular component: exon-exon junction complex. NCBI's taxonomy places the organism in Eukaryota, Metazoa, Arthropoda, Insecta, Coleoptera, Chrysomelidae. Gene Ontology annotation, molecular function: mRNA binding.
AACAGCAGUGACUGCAUUAGUUAUUCAAUAAUUGACAGGUCUUGAAGGUCGUCUGGUUGAAGAGUUAAUAUUUGUUUUUUCCUAUUUUUCCAGUAAUGGACGUUCCUAUUCUCAAAGAGCACCCUGAAAUAGAUAGUGGUGAAGGCAGAAAUUCUCAUUCAGGUCCAGAGGUAGAAACUGACCUCCAUCAAGGAGAAAAAAUGUCGUCGGAAAAUUCUGAUUAUGAUAGCGCUGACAGCUACAGCGAUGACCCGAAUGUGAAAAUCCGAUCCAGGGCUUCUGAUGAGCACUCCAACUCUGAUGCUGGUAGCGUUACUUUGGAGCGUGAAGAAGGAGAUGGACAGGAGAGUGUCCCUUCCAAGAAGGUCGAUGAUGAUGAGGACAAGAAAAAUCCCCAGUAUAUUCCCAAGAGGGGGACUUUUUACGAGCAUGAUGAUCGUACUGCAGAAGAUGAUGAAUCCAAUGUAAUAGUCGAGGAGGAUAAGGAUAAAGAUGGAAAGAAGAAAGUUUGGCAGGACAAGAAGGAGAGAUGGGCCCAUGAUAGGUUCAGCGAGCAAGAACAAGGCCCCAAGACGAGGACAGAAUUGAUCGGUAUCUAUGGAUACGAUAUCAGAAAUGAAGACGGUCCACCAAGGGCGAGAAGGCGUAGAAGAUAUGGUCGUGGCCCCAAUAAAUACACACGUAACUGGGAAGACGAAGACGCUUACAACAAACCUCAACCGAUUGUGCAUCGCCCCAAGAAGACAAGACCCGGCAAGGAAUCGGAGGAAUUCCCCCCUCUCGUGAGAGAAUCAACUUCAGAGCCCUCUGCUGAGACGGAAAGUAAUGAAAACAGGGAACAAGCGGAACAAGUGAGGAAGACUGAAGAAAGAACUGAGCCUCCCAAGGAACAACCUGUACCUCAAACGCAGAUCCCUAAUGAGCGUGUUCAACCCGUCACUAAUAAUGCUCAAGAGCAGCAAAGCAACAAAAACAGCCAGCAGCGUAUCGGAUCCGGUAGGGUUAUCAAACCCACGGCCAUCAAUGGGUUCACUUCUAGAACUGCCGACAUUAGAAAGUACAACGUGAAACAGGAACAGGUGAAGAUCCUUCCUAAUCAAAAUCAGGCCAAGGGUGACUUUAUCCAAUCGCAAAAUUUCACCAACAAGAAGAACCUGCAAGAUUUGGAGAGGGAGAUGAACAAGCUGAGCGUGGACGGAGUCUACAAGGGUAGUGGAAAUACAAAGAAGAUUUGUGCCGUCUUGGGGAUCUGCUUCCUUCAUUCUGUGGCUACUAAAAUGAUUAUGGAGGUUACCACCAAUUGCAUAAAAUGCAGCACUGAAACCGCCACGAAUGGAUAUCCUUGCAACUUAUGCACAAAAAUAAUAUGCAGAAAUUGUUCAACUCUGUCGUCUACCGACUUGCAAGUUAUUUUAUUAGCAGAAACAGUUGUUCUAUUCUUCUGCCCCGAUUGUACGAAAAGUAUCGUUAAAAAUCCCCAACUAGAAGAAACUAUUGAUAGGUUUCGAGUGGGAGUGGAGAACUAUAAAAGAGAUAUCAUAUAUAAAAAUAUGUGUUUACAAUUAUUCCUCGAAAUGAAUUUUUGCAAGCCAAGGAAGUCGGGGAUGAAUGAACCUGCGUAUAAUGGAAUUUGGCUGAAUUCUAUUGUGGAUCCGUCAACAUAUUCAGGUGAAAAAAAGGUAGUCAGUCUAAAUCCCGCUGCAAAGCCAUUUUGUCAUGAAAUGGAGCACAGCUCCAUCGUGAAUGUUCAAAACGAAUAUGAAGUACCAUCUUCACCAUCUUCACUUAGUAUUGGACUUACAUCUAGCGAAGCUGGUCUAAACCAAACUCCACCUAGUUCAGCCUUGGAAAGCAGAAAUGAAUCGCACAGGUCGCAUAAUUUGAUGGUCUUCAAUCUGCCAGAGUCUUCAGCUACCAGCCUUAUGGAAAGGAUAGAGUUUGAUAUGAGGGAAAUUGAGGAAAUAAUUGAGUUCUUGGGUGUGUCGGCGUACGUUUGUAAAGUGUACAGGAUUGGGAGAUUUACAGGUAUCAGAACUAGGCCGGUAGUGGCGGUUUUGUCUAGCGAGAGGGAGGUUAUAGAAGCAGUGAAAAAUAGGAAAAAACUGAGGAAUACUCACCACUAUAUGGUUCGGUUGGGCUCAGAUAAAUCCAGAAAGCAAAGGGAUAAUCUGAAUGAUUACAGCCAGCAGUCACCCCCGGUAGCGGCCGUCACCCAACCGCUUAUCCAGCAACCCGCCCAGAUAAUCCCCGCCACCACUACGCAAGUACCCCAGAUGGCUACGCUUCAGCCGAUCCCGCAGCAGGUUCCCGUCCCCAACGCCUUCCCCCACGCGUACCCUCCGCCUCCGCCUACAUUCUUGCAGUCGGGUUACGCGGCCCCCACGUACCUCACACCGCAAGUGCCCCAGGGCCUCAGCUAUGUCCAAGGGCAGGCCGCGUACACGCCUAACUACCAGAGCUAUCCCCCUCAGCAAUUCAAUCCGGCGACCCCGCCGACAGAAUUGUACCAACCGCAAGGCGGCAUAACUUACUAUUCAACCGACCAACAGCUAGCUCAACGACAGGCACCCCAGAAGCGUCCAAAGGCUGCGAUACCGAUAGUUGCCCCACCUGGACAAGAGAAAAAAACUGACGACACAAAUUAUCAACAAAAUGAAACCGUCGAAGCGAGAGAGACUAACGAACCUGUCGAAGCGCAGCAAUGAUGAAUAGAGUGGGCCAUCAUUUUACGCCGACCAUUAGUAAGAUAUCAAAGCAGACAACAUGUGGAUGGAUUAUAACAACGCAAACAGUGCGAAAGGUUUUGGCUGAUAAUUGCGAGCUUUUUUCUUAUUCUAAAAGUUGGAGUGCCGGGUUGCAUCUUGGUCUUGACGCGGGGGUAUGAUUCUGGCCUUUCCAAAAUUGAUUGCUUUUCGUGCACUCCCCGAUGAGAUGUUUUUAUGGUGAGAUUUGCCGCAAGAAGACCUUCAUCAAAAUCUAGAAAUGUUGGAAGUAGUUUUUUAUUAUAUAGGGAGUCUUUAUUGUAUCUGUUGAUUCAUUCGUGACUAUUUACAAAUAUACAUUUGUAUCUUUUCAAUAUUUAAUGAGCGAAUCUAUUUUAAUUAGGUUUUUCAAAGUUUUAGCGAAUUUGACGAAAUAUCUUGACAGUUGAAAUAUUCCUUUGAUCUUACUGCUUUCAUUUAUACUUAUAAACAAGAGGACUAUUUUGAUGCUGAUAUAAUUUGUAAUUUAACACGUUCUUUAUCCUAAGCUGUACCGCUAGAAAGAUAGUUAUCACUUUUUUUUCUCAAAAUGUAUUUAAAAUUUUGAAAAUACUCUUCGGACAUGAUUUCGCGUCAUUAUCUAUACUUUUUUUGGGCGAAUUCAGCAUGUGAUAACACCAAGAAUGGGUGGAGGAAUGAUAGGAAAUAAUCGUAAUUGUCAUACUCUUGGCAAGCUUUCUUGGUUAUAUACAUUAUAUUUGAUAUGUAAAUUAUUUAUUUCAAAUACAUAUUAUAUGGUCAAACCAUUUCAAAAA